Molecule: messenger RNA, 1152 nt
Organism: Caenorhabditis bovis
Lineage: Eukaryota; Metazoa; Nematoda; Chromadorea; Rhabditida; Rhabditidae
Source: the annotation of a GenBank genome assembly
AUGUGUGGAGAAGCGGUAAAUGUGGUUGUUUACGACCGAAAAAAUCAAACGAGGAAAAAUCUCACUGUUCAGAUAGAAAAAAGUCAAAGUAUUGCGUCGCUAGUGAAAUCUGUUGAAUGUGCCACACAAAUUCCGAGUUCAGAGCUUGAUGUAAUAUUCUGCGGGAAAAAGUUAUCACUGGCAACCUUUCUUAAGGAUUUAUCGCUGAGUCCUGCAACUAGUAUCAUGCUUCUUCGUCAGAAUGUAGUGACUCCAACGGCAUCGUCUGCGCAGCCUAAAACUGAAACGUCAAGUUUUAGCUCGUUUUACGUGUACUGCAAAUCAUGUGAAUCGAUCAAUAAAGGAAAAUUGCGUAUCUAUUGCUCUGGAUGCUCAGCAAAUUCAAUAAUCGUGAAACGAGAACCCGAAAAUUGGAACGACGUCCUCAAAAGUAAACGUAUAGAAGUUGACUGUGAAAAUUGUCAAAGAGAUCAUCUUUUUGCGGACUUUAAAUUUAAAUGUGUCAAAUGUAAUGAGAUAUGCGCAGUUUUAACACAUGCUCGCGGAAAUUGGCAACUUGCCGAAUGCUGCGUUUGUGAUUCGAAAGAAAGAGUAAUAUUUGACUUGGGCUGCAAUCAUCCUACGUGCCAAGACUGCUUCAAGGAAUAUCUGCUUCACGCUCUCGCAAACUUCUCGUUUGUUUCGCGUCCACCGCAUGGAUACACAAUAUUAUGCCCAUUCACGGGAUGCGAUAGAGUUGUUCAAGAUGUUCAUCAUUUCUACGUAAUGGGGAAGGAAAAGUACAAGGAAUACCAGAAAAGAGCCACCGAAAAACUCGUUGCUCUUGAUGAUGAUGGUGUUGUUUGCCCUAAUCCGAAUUGUGGCCAAAACUUCUUUUGGGAACCUUACAACGACGAUGGAAAAUCACAAUGUCCCGAUUGUUUCUUCACAUUUUGCAGAAAAUGCAAUGAGCGUGAUUGUGUAUGUCAUAAACAGGAUGAUUUAUCGCGAGUAACGAUUGAAGCAACAACUAGGAAAUGCCCAAAAUGUAAUGUUCCGACGGAACGAAACGGCGGAUGCGCUCAUAUUCAUUGUACUUCGUGCGGCUUUGAUUGGUGCUUCAAAUGUGUCUCAGCUUGGACAGAAGAAUGUCAAUGGGAUCAUUGGUUCUAA